AUGUCUGAACCCAGAAAGCUCGACAAGUUUCAUCCUCCUGCCUUCUUGGAUGAUUUUGAGGGUGAACAGCUUGAAAGAUGGUCCAAGACUGUUGACGGUUGGUUCGGUGACGAGAUAGCAGGCAGACUCCCAGGAAGGAAGAUUCUUACUCAGUUCUUCAACCCUCGUCACUUUGCCUACAACUCGUCUCUGCCGCCUGUACCCAUCACUUGGGUCAGAAUUAAGCAGCCUACGGAUGACGCUCGAUGGGCAUACGCGAAGGAUCCGGAGAACCAGCGAGCUCCUCCAGGACGCUUGGAUCCUGAGAUUCUGAAGUUCCAUAAGAAGAACGAGCAGACGGGGGAGGAUGAAGUUGUUGAGGUACCUCGACAAAGGGAGGAUCGUUGGGUGAUGGACGAAUACUUGGAAUGGUCUACCAAAAAGGUUGAUGGAGAUGUUCAGAUUGUGAGCUUCACUUGCGAAGGUCCAGAGUACUGGGAAGAACUUGCGAAGUAUAAUCCCAUUCUGACCGAAACUCCCAUUAGGAACCCAGCAACCCAAAAGCAUGAGAGGAACAACAAGAUCCUCAACAUUUAUAAGAAGCUGAACCCCGAUUUUGCACAUGAGAUUAAAGGAGAUCACCUAGUGGACGACGAAGGUAAAUACAACAUCUAUAACAGGUGGAAUGGCCACACCAAUACUGGCACCAUUGCCCACCUCAUCCAAAUCAACAAUAGCCUUAGUGCCGAGAUUGACAUCGCUGCUCAAGCCACUGUCACAAGGACCGACUUGGUAUACGGUGAACCUAUUACCAACAUGCUUACCCUUUGCGGAGAUGGAUCUGCCUAUGGUAAUCCGAGCAGGAAUUCUGACCCGACUAUUGGUGCCGCAGUCAACGAAGUCUGUCGUUUGGCUCGCGAUACAGUGUGUCACAUCCCGGUCACAAUCUCUGUCAAAGAUCCUGUCGCUCUGUACAUGUACGACGCAGACUUCUCGUCCUUCCUGUUAGAUCGCACCGGUAAUCGAAGAGGAAACGUUCGAGAUAUGGUCCCGGUUCCCGAAGGGGUCUUUGACUGGUGUGACCGUGGUGAUAUUACCAAGAACAUGGGCCUUCAUCUUCGCGUAUCUAUUCCAAAAGGUCUCAAGACUGAUGACAAUACCCGCGACCUUAAUCUGAGCGAUCUUUUUGACCAAAACAACGGAGGUCGCUACGUGCAUUAUGGAAGCCAAUUUGCCGAUUACAUCUUCAUGAGCGUUUCUGGUGUUGUUGGCCCGAAGCCAGAGCCUCAGAAGGAUGGAGAAGCGUGGCCUGGAAAAUCUCAGCCUGCACUUACCUACACUGAGCCGUACCUCCAGAAGCCGUUUAUCGAGCCCAAGGUUUUGGGGAGUCCUGUUCUCUUCAAGAUGAUGGGAGAGGUCGAUGCGGUUGCCACACCUUCUGAUCGAAAGGGCGACCCGAGGGUUGAAUUCAAUGCGGUUGUCACAACUUCUGAUCUAGAGGCAAUGGAUCUGAGAGUAGAAGCAAAGAAUGGACCGUCGGGCUAUAUGGGGAUGCCAGAGCCCGGUCCUCAUAACGGGCCGGACUACCAAUCCAUCACUCCGAAGGCCAUCUAUUAA
Messenger RNA from Colletotrichum costaricense, 1596 nucleotides. RefSeq lists its product as uncharacterized. The transcript is spliced from 4 exons. The record is from RefSeq and is a predicted model, not a curated record. NCBI's taxonomy places the organism in Eukaryota, Fungi, Ascomycota, Sordariomycetes, Glomerellales, Glomerellaceae. Bases 1 to 1596 code for a protein of 531 amino acids.